AUGUCAUCUCUAAACGAAUUAGCCGAAUUACGGGAGCAAAUUGUCCGUAUUAAGGAUGACGAGAACGUCCCCAUUGUCAUCGUGGGGAACAAAUCAGACUUGGAGGAGGAUCGCGCGGUACCUCGUGCUCGCGCAUUUUCUCUUUCUCAGAGCUGGGGCAGCGCCCCAUAUUACGAGACUUCGGCUCGUCGACGAGCCAACGUCAACGAGGUCUUUAUCGACCUCUGCCGGCAAAUCAUCCGAAAAGAUGCACAAGCGAGCUCAGAAGAUUAUGAUCUCGCCCCGCGUAAGCGUGAAAAUACCAGCCGGCAGGAGAGGAAGCGAGGGAAACGGCGAGAGCCCAAACGAAAGGGGCCUUGCGUGAUUCUCUAG
Molecule: messenger RNA, 372 nt
Organism: Aspergillus mulundensis
Lineage: Eukaryota; Fungi; Ascomycota; Eurotiomycetes; Eurotiales; Aspergillaceae
Product: putative RAS small monomeric GTPase (Rsr1)
Exons: 1
Coding region: 1-372 (123 amino acids)
Biological process (GO): signal transduction
Cellular component (GO): plasma membrane
Molecular function (GO): GDP binding; GTPase activity; GTP binding
Source: RefSeq, a predicted model, not a curated record